Molecule: messenger RNA, 1769 nt
Organism: Mugil cephalus (flathead mullet)
Lineage: Eukaryota; Metazoa; Chordata; Actinopteri; Mugiliformes; Mugilidae
Gene: slc25a24l
Product: solute carrier family 25 member 24, like
Exons: 10
Coding region: 173-1525 (450 amino acids)
Biological process (GO): transmembrane transport
Molecular function (GO): ATP transmembrane transporter activity; calcium ion binding
Source: RefSeq, a predicted model, not a curated record
UCACUGCAUUGCCUCUGAGCUCUGGCGAUGAGUCAGCUCGUGUGCAGGGCUGCAGGUCAAUAGUCUCCGGUGAUAACCGAUGCAUUAAUCCGUCCGCUUUAAAGGGAAACACGGCGGUUUUAGCAGCAGCAACUUAGCAUUUUGUAUGUAUAUCUCUAUAUAUGAGUGAAUCAUGGAUCAGUUUCGUGGUCUAUUUGACAAACUGGACCAAAACGAGGAUGGCUUCAUAACGGUGGCCGAGCUCCACGACGAGAUGAGGAAGCAUGGGAUCCAAUCAGCGGAUAGCAAGGUUCAGAAUAUCAUUGAUUCUUAUGACAAAAACAAAGAUGGCCUGCUGGAUUAUAAAGAGUUCCUCAGCUACAUGAUGGACAGAGAGAAGAAAUGGAAAAUUUACUUUCAUGACCUUGACAGGAACAAGUGUGGGGAGAUUGACCAGGACGACGUCAUAUGUUUGUUUAAGGAGUUAGGAGUGGUCAUAUCAAAGCCGAAUGCAAAAAAAAUAAUACAAAUGAUGGACAAGGACAGCUCCAUGACGGUGGACUGGGGCGAGUUCCUGCACCACAUCAUCCUCAACCCCGUGGACAAUAUAGGAGAGCUGGUGUCCUCAUGGAAACACAAUCUGGUUUUCGACGUGGGGGAAAGUCGUGCGAUGCCCAUCGAGUUCCCGGAGGAGGCUUCUGGCUUUGGUGCUUGGAGGACUUUUGUCCUGGCAGCAGGGCUGGCGGACGCUGUGUCCCGGACUGUGACAGCGCCAAUAGACCGCCUUAAAACCCAGCUUCAGGUUCAAGGAUCCAAGGCCUUCUCUCAGGGCUUUCAGGAGAUGAGGGCGGGUGGCGUGCGGUCCAUGUGGCAGGGCAACGCCGUGAACGUGCUGAAAGGGACGCCGCAGUCAACCCUACAGUGUCUUAUCUACGCCCAGAUGAUGGUGUACACCCAGAACACGACUCGGGAGGCUCUGACGGUGCAGCAGCGCUUCGGCCUGGGCUGCGUCUCCGGAGCCGUUGCCCACGCCGCCUUCUACCCCUUAGAGGUGUUGAAGGUGAGGCUGAACCUGCAGCAGGCCGGCACUUAUCACGGCGUCGCGGCGUGCGCUCAGUCCAUUUACAGACAAGAAUCUUUGUCCUCCUUUUACAGAGGAUUCAAGCCGAGCAUCCUUUGCAUGAUCCCUUACGCGGGGGUGGAGUGUGCAGUUCAUCAGUCCAUCAUGAACUGGGCGCGGAGCGAUCCUGCUUACAACAGCGACUCAAAGCUGUUUUUCUUUAGUUUUGUGGCAUUUGCUUCUGCACAAAUGACCAGUUACCCGCUGGCAGUGAUCCGAACUCAGCAGCAGGCACAGGCUUUCAGGUCAGAUUCUCGUCCAUCCUCAGGUGUGUUACCGGGACUGAUUGGGAUAUAUGAAAGACAUGGAAUUAGAGGAUAUUAUAGCGGCAUGGGAGCCAGCUUCGUCAGGGCUAUUCCAUGUGCCUUGAUUAACUACACCCUGACAAGAAAAUUUGAAAGUCUGUGUUCUUCCAUGGAGACUUGAGGAAUGAAAAAACAAAAUGCAAAAGACGUGACUUUGAAUGUUAACUGUGACGUGAAACAGGAUUUUAUGCUGUUGUUUUCGACAGACAACAUGAAACCAGCCUGUUUACAAUAAAGCUGAAUGCUGCACGGUUGCCUUCAAACACAAACUGUGACUAAGUACUAACUGGAAACUUGAGAUGAGUAAAUGAGGACAUGUGUGGUAGAGUGGGUUGUAAAAUAAAGUUUUAUUUCAGAACAGAGGU